Molecule: messenger RNA, 297 nt
Organism: Haemonchus placei
Lineage: Eukaryota; Metazoa; Nematoda; Chromadorea; Rhabditida; Trichostrongylidae
Source: the annotation of a GenBank genome assembly
AUGGAACGUCAUUAUCGCAAAUGGCAACGGCCACAUAAAUUUGGGGAGAAUCUAGAAACGCUUGUUGUAUGCUAUGCCAUUGUGGACGAGUUACUCGAGCAGUCUGGUGCUGACUGUGGCGACGACGACGAUGGUGGUCAGGUGAUGACUGUGCUCGCACUCGUUGUGCGCGGUGUUCUGCGCACUCUGCGGACUCGUCGCCUUUCUCCGGACGGCUUUGUUGUUCCUCCUCUUGCACCAACCCAGCCAACCAACCGCUCCCAUCAUCAUCAGCAGCUCCCGACACUUCGAUAUUGA